GCAGGACCGAAAUGUUAAGCUUUAUUUAAGAUAGCCAAGUAGGCCCUACUGAGCCAACACGCGCUCUAAGCUCCACAAGCUAUUUAUACUUAGGAGGAAAUGGAGGAUGCCUUUUUCUCCCGUUUUCCAGGCUUCCAGCCUAACCCGUCUCUUUCCACGGUCGAAGAAUUUUCUCGUCUAGCACAUCAUAUGAAUUGGAGUACUGGUUCUAAGAGAUACAGAAAAGAACUGGCCAAAUUCGCAAGCACAGAGUUUGCGCAUUAUUAUGAGAUCGGCAAUAAGCUCCAAAACUACCAAGCUCUCUGUCAGGAACUGCGGCUCGAGGGGCCUUUUGCUAGCGUCACACAGUGCCGAAAGGCUCUUGCUACAGUGCAUAUCAAUAUCUUUGACCUAAUUGACUGUCGUCGCACAGGAGCGACCGUUCAAAGAUUUCCUAACCAAGUCGCGCUCAAGAAGUACACCAGAGAAACCCAAAAGAUAUUCCCUAAGCAAGCGGCCAAAGCGGACGGCUUUCUUAAAGAACUACUACGCAAAAUCUUCUGAUUAGGCACGACUGGCGGUACUAGUCCUUUUUGACCGAAUGAUAGGAAUUUUGCUUCGAGCAUACAAGCUUGGGGCAUAGUCUGUAGAAAGAAGUUUGAAAUGUCCUAUGAUCUAUAAGAUAUAUUAGACAGGGACGUUCUUUGGUUUCGGG
Molecule: messenger RNA, 694 nt
Organism: Aspergillus heteromorphus CBS 117.55
Lineage: Eukaryota; Fungi; Ascomycota; Eurotiomycetes; Eurotiales; Aspergillaceae
Exons: 2
Coding region: 100-543 (147 amino acids)
Source: RefSeq, a predicted model, not a curated record